AGUUUGACAGCAAAUACUGUGCCCUAGGAGUCAUACAUUGAAACAUUGAUGAUGCACGUCUCCAAUUCAGACAAAUAAGAGGAUAUAAAAUGUCUAGCUUUCCGCUAAAUAGACUAUAUUGCGCAAGCUUAAGGAUUUUUUUUUCCUUAGUCCUUAAACAUCAAUAGAGAAUUCUAGAUAUUCCUGUUUGCUACUUUCUAAUGACUGGAAAGGCCUCCAUUUGACUCUUGCUAAGUGGAAUGGGCAUGCCUGUAUAUUUUAACCAAGUAGAAUAAACUUUAUCUGCUGUAGGGUCCCCUGUCCCUCCCGACCACUAAACUAUAUUAGCAACUCAUAUUAGCCCAUGUAAUUGGUAGGUGAUCGAGAUUAUUUUAGCUCUCAAAAGAAAUACACAAAUAGGGACAACGGGCAGCUAUCAACUGAAAGCACAACUAGAUACACCCUUCAAAGGUCCAUGUGAGCUUGACUCCUAAAAUGCUACCUUAUCUAGGCAAAUUAAAGUCAUGAGAUAAUGUUAAAAGAGGGAAAGUUGGGUUAUUGAUUCUUCAAUUAUUUAGCUUUAUGGGUAUCCUAUUCUCUUCCAUAUCGUAGUGCACUUGCAUAAUAAUUUGGGUCUGACCCCUGCUUUACAUUCUCAUUUCCUGGCUUUGCCUUUUUUCUCUGCCUUUGCCCAUCUCACUUGUCUCUCAUCUCCACAUAGUAUUAGCUUUUUGUUCUAGUUGUACAAAAAAUGAACGAUUGGGCUUCACCGCUCAUAGCUACAGCCCUGUUUGCAUUCCUCCAACCAGGUUUGAUUCUUCAAAUACCGGGAAAGCAACAACCAGUAAGUUUCAUGAACAUGAAGACCAGUGCAGCAUCCAUUCUUUUCCAUGCUGUUAUCUACGGUUUGCUGGUCAUGUUAUUCCUUGUUUUUCUUGAUAUCCAUCUCUACGUCUAAGAGGCUGCAAGAUUAUUUUUUUUUCUGAAGAGAAGCUGCUUAGCUUUCAGUACUACAUCUGAAGGGAGGGGAGGCAAUUUUUAUCUUCCUUAAUUUUGUUGAAUUCAGAUUGCAUUUCUGUUGCAGCUCUGCUUCAGCAUAAAUAAGAGCACAAAUUGAUGCUGUACUAUUCUGCAAGCUUCUUUAGGAAUUUGGGAUUUUUUUUUUCUUGUAGUAAAAUGUUUUUCUCACAAAUUAUCAAGUUUGGUCCUCAUUAAGGAGUAUCCCUGUCUCUGAAAUUAUCAGGGACUAGGGAUUCCACUCAUUUCAGGGUGUAGUAUAAUUUAAACUACCAAUUAUUUUAAUUCAUGUAUUUAUCAAUUUUGGUGUGCAAUUAAAUGAAUUUAUGUC
Molecule: messenger RNA, 1327 nt
Organism: Chenopodium quinoa (quinoa)
Lineage: Eukaryota; Viridiplantae; Streptophyta; Magnoliopsida; Caryophyllales; Amaranthaceae
Exons: 1
Coding region: 731-937 (68 amino acids)
Source: RefSeq, a predicted model, not a curated record